Molecule: messenger RNA, 1229 nt
Organism: Daldinia decipiens
Lineage: Eukaryota; Fungi; Ascomycota; Sordariomycetes; Xylariales; Hypoxylaceae
Product: putative oxidoreductase
Exons: 2
Coding region: 250-1152 (300 amino acids)
Molecular function (GO): oxidoreductase activity, acting on the CH-OH group of donors, NAD or NADP as acceptor
Source: RefSeq, a predicted model, not a curated record
GGGCAUUUAGACACGAAACCUUAGCUAUUGCAAACCCGACUAGCACCGGUAUCUCCCGCAUAGCACGCUAUAGUGUCUAGGAUGUAAUAUAUCCUUUCUGCCGUUGAAGGAACGGUGGAGUAGUUAUGUAGUAGUGGCUAGGCAGUGUGCUAUAUCCGGUACGAACCAUUCUGCUUCAGUAUGUUCUAGACAGACUCUGCUAUCCUGCAUAUUCGAAAUCCGAGCGCGAUAUUAUUAAAUAUCAUCACCAUGGCGACACCAGCAGCAAAUGCAGCGGCAGUUGCCUCAUUCAUCAACACAAACCACGCUGAUACGUACGAGUAUAUCGCCCCAAAGAAAUUAGAUCUCAGUGGAAAAUCGGUCUUCAUCACUGGAGCUUCCAAGGGCGUUGGGAGGGAGACAGCACUUAGCUAUGCUAAGGCCGGCGCCUCCGGAAUCAUUAUCGGGGCUCGGUCGGACUUGUCAAGUUUAGUGACCGAAAUUAAAGAAGCAGCGAAAAAAGCCGGUCGCAAGACCGAACCGACGGUCCUCACCCUGAAGCUCGAUGUCGCGUCAGAAGACAGCGUUAAGGCUGCCGCAGACGCUGUUUCGGCCAAAUUCGGAGGAAAGCUGGAUAUCUUAAUUAACAACGCCGGGUAUCUCGAGGAUUGGGCGCCCAUUGCCGAAGCGAGCACGUAUCACUGGUGGUACACAUAUGAAGUCAACGUGAAGGGAGUCUUCCUAUGCAGCAAAUAUUUCAUCCCGCUGCUCCUCGCAAGCGAGACCAAGACCAACAUCCUCACAUCGAGCGUGGGCGCCAUUGCGGUUCUUCCUACCGCCUCGGCCUAUCAAUCUACCAAGCUUGCUGUUAGCCGACUUGCGGAAUACAUAGCAGCCGAGUACGCGGACCAAGGCCUAGUCUGCUACUCCAUCCAUCCCGGCGGCAUCAAGACGGACCUGGCGAUUAACAUGCCCCAGGACCUACAAGAUAGGUUCUUGACUGACGAAUUAGCGCUUCCGGCAGAUACGCUUGCAUGGCUGGGAGCUGAGAGGCGACCUUGGAUGAAUGGAAGAUUUAUCAAUGCCAAGUGGGAUAUGAAAGAGCUCGAAGCUAAAAAGGACGAGAUAGUUGAGGGAGAUUUGUUGAAGUUUAGGUUGACGACUUCGGCUUAAUUUCUUUACUUCUGAUGAAGCCACUUCUGAUGAAGGGGUAGAAUGAUGUUGAUUAGGUACAUAGGUUAAGUUGAUAG